Messenger RNA from Lottia gigantea (owl limpet), 1796 nucleotides. RefSeq lists its product as hypothetical. Gene Ontology annotation, cellular component: mitochondrion. The record is from RefSeq and is a predicted model, not a curated record. Gene Ontology annotation, molecular function: GTP binding; GTPase activity. Lineage: Eukaryota; Metazoa; Mollusca; Gastropoda; Lottiidae. The transcript has 8 exons. The coding region runs from base 5 to 1216 and encodes 403 amino acids.
AAACAUGGCUGCGCCCAUGAGUUACAAAGGUUAUGUUGUAAUUAAAAAGUUAGAUCUAAGUAAAAUAUUGAUUAGAUAUGCAUCAAAGUUAAGAGAGGCUACAGACAAAUCUCAAAGUCAAGGGAAACACAAGAAUACCUUUAUUGAUUCAUUGAGGGUUUAUGUUCGUGGUGGAGCUGGAGGUCAAGGUCAUCCUAGAUUUGGAGGAAUAGGAGGUGAUGGGGGAAAUGUGGUAAUAAGAGCCUCAAAAAACACUUCCUUGAAAUCAGUAUUCAGAUUGUACCCAACCAAAAGAUUUUCAGCUCCUACUGGAAAAAAUAGUCAGAAAUAUAGACUGCUAGGAGACCCUGGUGAAAAUUUGAAAAUAGAUGUACCAGUUGGUAUUAGUGUUCAAACAGAUUCUGGUAGAGUUAUAGGUGAAUUGGAUACAGAAGGACAAGAGUUAGUGUUAGCUCGAGGUGGAAAGGGAGGUAACCCAGAUAAUGGAUUUUUAGGAAGAAAGGGAGAAAAUAGAAGUGUGAAGUUGGAUUUAAAACUAUUAGCUGACAUUGGAUUAGUUGGAUUUCCUAAUGCUGGAAAAUCCACAUUUUUAAGUGCAGUUUCUAGAGCUAAUCCAAAAAUAGCUGCGUACCCAUUUACCACAAUACAACCUCAAUUAGGAAUAGUGGAAUAUCCAGACUCCAGAAGAAUUUCCAUAGCAGACUUACCUGGACUUAUUGAAGGUGCUCAUGACAAUUUUGGUAUGGGACACAGAUUUCUUAAACAUAUUGAAAGAACCAAGUUACUCCUCAUGUUGGUAGAUAUAAAUGGAUUCUCUCUUGGUGUUAAAUAUGAUUUAAGAACAGCAUUUGAAACUAUCCUAUUACUAAAUAAGGAACUGGAGUUAUAUAUGACUGAUUUAACGGAUCGGCCAACAAUUUUAGUUUUAAAUAAAAUAGACACAGACUCUACAUCAGAAUCUAAAGCAGACAAAAUCAUACAAGAUGUGAAAAAUUUACCUGAAACACUGAAGAAUGUUGAUAAUGAACUACAUCCUAAAUCAUUAUUGAAAUUUGAUGAUAUUUUCACUAUUUCUGCCAAGGAAAAGUUGGGACUAGAAUGUGUCUUGUCAUGUAUUAGAAACAGACUGGAUUAUUAUGCUGAAUUAAAAAGAACUGAAUCAGACAGAAUCAAGGGUGAUGUGGUAGAGGAAAUAUUUGACAAAAGAUUGGUGUAAAUAUUGUACUCACAAAAUAAUAUGGAGAAUUUUAUUUUGAACUUCGCUACAAGUAACUAAAAAACUGUUAUUAUUAGUGAUGAGCAAUCAGACGGAAAUAAUAAUCAUUUAAUUAAUUGAAAUAAUCGGAGAGGCAUAAUCAAUUAUGUAAUCUAUUAAUAAUCAAAACACACCCCAUUUAAUGAACACGUACUUGUUUUAAGGCUUUAUAAAUUAAUUUAUAAAUCAUGCCUCAUUUUUUUCUGUGCCGAAUCUAAGGCUAGUCCUCGAGAAAAAUUAAUUAAAGGUGUGACAAAUUAUCAGGGUCUCAUUGUUUUAGUCACCUUAUCUUAUAAUAAGUUAUGUUAAAUUCAUUAUCAGAAAAACAACAGGACUGACUUUAGGUUGAGAAUCGAUUAGUAACAUUGCUGGACUUUCAACGACUGAUAAUCGAUUGUCGCCGGCAAUUGGAACAUCACUAGUUGUCAUUUAUAUUAAAUAUGUAAAAAGGACUACAUUUAUACCUCUCUGAGACUAUGAAUUUAAGAUAACGUGUUCUUUUAAUUAUAUCACUUUAGAAUAAAUAGUAUUUAUGCUAAAA